Messenger RNA from Monoraphidium neglectum, 1020 nucleotides. RefSeq names its product Histone deacetylase-like amidohydrolase. The coding region runs from base 1 to 1020 and encodes 339 amino acids. NCBI's taxonomy places the organism in Eukaryota, Viridiplantae, Chlorophyta, Chlorophyceae, Sphaeropleales, Selenastraceae. The record is from RefSeq and is a predicted model, not a curated record. The transcript has 6 exons.
AUGUCCUUCUCCCCCGGCGCCUAUGAGAUCGCCGCCCUCGCCGCCGGCGCCACCAUUGAGCUGGUCGACUCAGUCAUGGGCCUGCCCCCAGCGCAGCAGUCAAACGGCCACGCCUCCGCAACCGAUGGCGCGGUCAACGGCGCGGCCGGCGGCGAGGCGGGAGCAGCGGAAGGAGAGGGGCCGCAGCAGCGGCGGGACGGCGGCGAGGGCGGCGGCGCGACGCGCGGCGCAUACGGGCUGCUGCGGCCGCCGGGGCACCACGCGGAGCGGAGCGCGGGCAUGGGGUUCUGCAUUUUCAACAACAUAGCGGUGGCGGCAGCGCACGCUAUGGAGGUCCACGGCCUGACGCGCAUCGCUGUGGUCGAUUUUGAUGUGCACCAUGGUAAUGGGACCCAGUCAAUCUUUUACGAUGACGACCGACUCCUGAUGAUCUCAUUGCACCAGGACUCAAACUACCCAGUCGGCAGCGGCCCCAUGAGCGACACGGGCGCGGGCCGCGGCGAGGGGUUCACCAUCAACGUGCCCCUGCCGCCCGGGUGCGGCAGUGGCGCGUACCGCGGCGCCUUUGACCGCGUGGUGGAGCCGGCGCUGGACGCCUUCCGGCCGCAGCUGAUCCUCGUCAGCGCGGGGUACGACGCCUCGGCCAUGGACCCUCUGGCCACCAUGCAGCUGGCGGCCCGCGACUACCGAUACUUUGGAGAGCGCCUGAGGGCCGCCGCGGCGCGCCACUGCGGCGGCCGGCUGGUGGCGGUGCACGAGGGCGGCUACAGCGAGAUGUACGUGCCUUUCUGCGGCCUAUACUUCAUCGAGGCCCUGGCCGGCCUGGACUCCCAGACGCCCGACCCCCUGGCCGGCGACGUCCACAACUGGGGCUACCAGGGGCUGCAGCCGUGGCAGCAUGACGUCAUCGCCCGCGCGGAGGCGGGGCCGCUCGCGGCGCUGCGCGCGGCGGUGGGCGGGCGCGGGAAGGGCGCGGCGGCGACGGGGGCGGCGGCGGCGGCGGCUGGACAGGCCGACUAG